Purpureocillium lilacinum is the source of this 375-nucleotide messenger RNA. NCBI's taxonomy places the organism in Eukaryota, Fungi, Ascomycota, Sordariomycetes, Hypocreales, Ophiocordycipitaceae. The record is from RefSeq and is a predicted model, not a curated record.
AUGCCACGAACCUCAGGAGCAAUAACUACGGCAAGGGGGACAUGGAGGAAGGGGUUCACAAGGAAAAGGGGGCCGCUUACUCAUGCCCAUGAGCACAGAGGCGCAGUACGUGUAGCCGCACUCGCAGAUGGGGCCGGGGGGACCGCCGCCUCCGGUCUGGGCCGGCACCGGGGGCUGGGUCUUGGCCGUGGGGGUGCCGGGGGGGCCGGAGACGGGAGGCGGUGCGGGGACGGCCGGCGUUUGGGCCUGCGGUCGGGUCAAGCCCAGAGCCAUGGCGGUCGCGGCGAGAAGCAGCAGGACGAACUUCAUGAUGUUGACGGUCUGCGGUUGAGAUCAAUACACAGACAAAGGCGUAAAGUGGUGUCGAGGGAGUGA